AUGCAGUUGUGUUUCUUCGUAUUGGACAGAGAUACAGGAAGUGCAUAUAUACCAAUAAUUUCGACGUCAGACGAUGGUAGUAUAAAACGCGAUUAUGUUCCACUGCACUUAACGAUCAUGACUCUCAGACUUUUACAUACAGCGAAUUGCCUUCACUAUGAUCUCACCUUCACUGUGGAUCCUAAAAGUGAAGAAUUCCAGUGUGAUGAGGUGAUUUCGCUUGAAAUCGUGAAAGCGAGCGAUAGUCUCGAAUUGAACGUUCAAAAUUUGAAAAUCACCUCGGCAAAAUGGAAUGGUACCGCAGUGGAUUUCUCAAUUGACGAGCUGAAACACCUCUUGGUUAUUCACAAGGAAUUGGUUGUUGGCGAUAAGGCAGACUUAUCGGUUCUGUGUGCAGGAACCUUCAGCCAUGACAUGUACGGAGUCUACAAGUCGUCCUACGAGGAUGAGGACGAUGAUGGAGAAGAAGAAAACGAUGAAGAGGGUCUGGUUAAAGACGAUACUAGCGAUUCUGGUGGUGUGGAGAAGUUGGAUGCAGCUGAAAACUCCAAUGCGAAUCUCACUCUGGCCUUAUCGGCUAUGGCAUUGUCUAACGAGAAGGCUCCAACAGAAAAUGCAGAAGAAGAUUCUGCCGAGGAUAACUACCUAGUUUCAACACAAUUUGAGCCAAUUGGCGCCAGGCGUGCUUUUCCAUGUAUUGACGAUCCGGCUAGAAAAUCUCAUUUCACCAUCACUUUGGUUCAUCCAACGGCUUUGGUGGCGUUGCUGAAUAGCCCUGUGGCAGAAACCCAGAGCAUAGACAGCUUCUGGAUGCGUACCAAGUUCGAAAAGUCGCCCCUCAUGUCAACGUACUUAGUUGCCUUUGUUGUUGGAGACCUUGAAAGCUUGAAAAGUGACAAAUAUCCAAUGACCGUCUGGACGCUUCCUGGCGGAGCGGAAGAUGCUUAUUUUGCUCUCGAGGCGGCUGAACAGUGCUUGCCUUUCUAUGAAGAGAUCUUCGACUACAAGCUUCCGUUGAAGAAAUUGGACUUGGUGGCCAUACCCGAUUUCGCCAAAAGUGCAAUGGAAAACUUUGGCUUGAUUACCUUCAAAGAAUCAGACUUGCUUAUUGGUGCCAAUGCCGCUCAGUAUCGGAAAGAGGUGGCGUUUGAGACAGUUGCUCACGAAAUAUCGCACCAGUGGUUUGGAAACUUGGUGACCAUGGAUUUCUGGGACGACCUUUGGCUCAACGAGGGUUUUGCUACUUGGAUGCUGUGGUACGCAAUGGACCAUUUCCACCCAGACUGGAACGUCUGGGAAAAUUACAUUAUUUACACGCUUCUGACUGCAUUCCUAGUGGAUGGCCGUGCUUCUGCUCAUCCAAUUAUCAUGCAGAUUAAAAGCUUCAACGAUAUCGAACAAGCAGGAGAUGACAUCACUUACAAGAAAGGCUGUGCUAUAGUUGUCAUGCUUUUCAACUUUUUGGGGAAAGACGUCCUUUUUGCUGGGCUUAGAAAGUACAUUCAGAAGUUUGCUUGGGGAAAUGCCAAGUCAGCCGACCUCUGGAGUUGUUUGGAGGAAGUAAGUGGAGAGAAAAUUGAUAGUUUGAUGGAGUGUUGGGUAUCAAGACCGGGCUAUCCUAUUAUUUCUGUGGAGGAGUUGGAGAAUGGUAAAUUGAGGUUGACGCAGAAAAGAUAUCUUUCUUCUGGUGAAACCGAUAACCAAUGCAAGCCAUACAUUAUUCCUUUGACUAUUGAGUCGUCUGAGGGGCCUCUCAAAUUGGUAUUUGACGACGAAACGAUGGAAUUGCAAGUUCCUGAGGGCUCGUAUUAUUUGAACCCUGACCACUUUGGAUAUUAUGUGACAUCAUAUCCUUCGACACGGUGGGUAGAACUUGCCAAAUUGGAAACAUCAACCAAGGACCGCAUUGGAACACUUUUAGACUGCGAAAUGGCAUCUUCUGCGGGAGAAAUCCUGGUCAUUCCUUUCCUUCAGCUUGCAGAGCAAUUUGCAACUAUCGAAAAUGCAACCUUAUUCGAUGCCAUCAUUGAGAGCUACUUUGAUCUCAUGGAUGCGUUCCUAGCUGAUGAAAAAUUGUGGACUGGACUCUGCAAUUUCGGACAGUCUAUGAUCGAGAAGCAUGUUUCGUCGUGUUACGUGAAAUCAGAAGAUGACUCCGAUAAUGACUCUCAGUUCAAGGGUUCUGUUCUCCGUUUUGCUGCGUUUGUAAGAGCACCAGAGAUCAACCAGUACUGUGAUGAUCAAUACAGCGAUUUUAUCGACAAUGAUGAGCUUUUGGAUCCAGAAGAGGCUAGGAUUAUCUUCAGAAAUAUAGUUCGGAGAAGAGAUGGUGAAUCCUGGAACAGUUUGUGGGAGGUGUUCCAGAAGGAAAAGGAUGAGUACACUAAAGAGGAUAUUCUUGCCAGUCUUGGAAACACUGGGGACAAGGAAGUCUUACUGACGUAUCUUGACUACAUUUUACAUUCAGAAUUGAUAAAGCCGCAGGAUAUGCUGAUGUGUUUAGUAUCUAUUUCGAACACAUUGACAGGGGUUGAUCUAUUGUGGAAAUGGUUACGUGAAAAUUGGGAUGAGCUCUCUACCAAAUUGGAGAAAGGAUCGGUGAUCCACUUAGCAGUGAUUGGAUCAUGUAUUGGUAGUCUUUGUACUGAAGAACAUUUGAAGCAGCUCAACUCGUUCUUUGCUGACAAAGAUGAAGUCUUCGAAAGCAUGGUUACCAACUUGAAAGAAAAGGUUAAAUCCAAAAUUGCCAAGUUCGAGAGAAACAAGAUUCCUGUGACAGAAUGGCUUGCAGGAAGAAAUCUUCUUGUGGACUAA
This is a messenger RNA of Clavispora lusitaniae ATCC 42720, 2814 nucleotides long. Its product is annotated as M1 family metallopeptidase. Gene Ontology annotation, biological process: proteolysis; peptide catabolic process. Gene Ontology annotation, cellular component: cytoplasm. Lineage: Eukaryota; Fungi; Ascomycota; Pichiomycetes; Serinales; Metschnikowiaceae. The record is from RefSeq and is a predicted model, not a curated record. Gene Ontology annotation, molecular function: zinc ion binding; peptide binding; metalloaminopeptidase activity.